Momordica charantia (bitter melon) is the source of this 1629-nucleotide messenger RNA. RefSeq names its product sucrose-phosphatase 1. The record is from RefSeq and is a predicted model, not a curated record. NCBI's taxonomy places the organism in Eukaryota, Viridiplantae, Streptophyta, Magnoliopsida, Cucurbitales, Cucurbitaceae. Gene Ontology annotation, molecular function: magnesium ion binding; sucrose-phosphate phosphatase activity. Gene Ontology annotation, biological process: sucrose biosynthetic process.
CUGUUCAUUACUUGAUUCACGCGAUUAAGCUUUCGAAAGCGCAAAAUUUCGUUCAUCUUCGUCUGUAAAUUGGCACUAUACCGUAGAUAAUUCCGCGCUCUGCCAUUUGAACAUCGAAAAAGCCACAUAUUCAACAAUAAACUCAGUCUACACUGAUCGAAAGGAGGAAACUGAUCAUCAAUGGAUCGACUAGAUGGUUCAGCGAAGCUCAUGAUAGUUUCCGAUCUCGAUCUCACCAUGGUUGAUCACGACGAUAAGGAGAACACUUCGCUUCUCAAGUUUAAUGCCCUAUGGGAAGCCUACUACCGUCGGAAUUCUCUGCUCGUAUUCUCAACUGGUAGAUCGCCGGCGAUGUACAGAGAACUGAGGAGGAAAAAGCCUCUGUUGACCCCCGAUAUUACCAUAACGUCUGUGGGAACGGAGAUUGCGUAUGGUGAUCCGAUGAUUCCAGACGAAGAAUGGGAACAAUUUCUGAAUCAAAACUGGAAUCGAGAUGUAGUCUUGGAAGAAGUCCUAAAAUUUCCGGAACUCAAGCCGCAGCCAGAAACGGAGCAACGGCCUCAUAAAGUUAGCUUUUACAUAGAUAAGGAUGAAGCCCCAAAAGUGGUCAAUGCUCUGUCUGAAUGUUUGGAGAAACGAGGGUUAGAUGUAAAAGUAAUCUACAGCAGCGGCAUUGCGUUGGACAUAUUGCCAAAAGGUGCUGGCAAAGGCGGGGCACUUGCGUAUCUUCUCAAGAAGUUCAAAGCUGAUGGGAAAGUUCCAGUCAAUGUUCUUGUUUGUGGCGACUCUGGAAACGACACCGAGCUUUUCACUGUUCCUGAUGUCUACGGCGUGAUGGUAAGCAACGCACAGGAAGAGCUGUUGCAGUGGUAUAUCGAAAAUGCAAAGGGCAAUCCGAAAAUAAUUCAUUCGACCAAGAGAUGUGCGGGUGGGAUCAUAGAGGCAAUUGGCACCUUCCAACUUGGUCCAAACUUGUCUCCUAGAGACAUGAUAGAUUACAGAGGAUGCUGCAAAGUGGAGAGUGUGGAUCCAGGCUUUGAAGUCGUAAAGUUUUAUGUGCUGUAUGAGAGAUGGAGACGCGGUGAAGUGGAGAAAUCGGAGCUGUAUCUCGAGUAUCUGAAGUCCAUCUUUGAUGCAGGAGGAAUAGUAGUGGAUCCAUGUGGGGUGGAGAGAGGUAUGGAGGAAUGUAUAGAUGCAAUGAGAGGGUUAUAUGGUGAUAACAAGAAGGGGAAGGAGAUGCCAUUCCGAAGCUGGAUAGACCGACUCUCGUCCACACAGAUUGCGACCGACUCCUGGCUUCUCAGGUUCCAUAAAUGGGAAUCGUCUUCGUCGUCCUCACCCAGGAAUCCGUUUUUGGGGAGCUUAACUACAGUUCUAAUGACUUCACAGUCACAGGGUUUGAUAUGGAAUUGGAUGCACGUGCAUCACACAUGGUUGGAUCAGGAUGCUUCACCUUCACAACCUACAUCUACAUCUACAUGGUUCUUCUAAAACUUUCUUUUCCCUCUUUAAAACUUCAUACGUUACAAUAAUUUGCCAACAUGAUAAUUCUGUAUAUACCAUUUUUCUACAUUGAAUUAUAUAAUGUGAUAAAGUUUAUUAUUAAUUAUACAAUUUUUGUAUUAUUAA